Molecule: messenger RNA, 2463 nt
Organism: Emys orbicularis (European pond turtle)
Lineage: Eukaryota; Metazoa; Chordata; Testudines; Emydidae
Gene: JAKMIP2
Product: janus kinase and microtubule interacting protein 2
Exons: 20
Coding region: 1-2463 (820 amino acids)
Molecular function (GO): microtubule binding; kinase binding
Source: RefSeq, a predicted model, not a curated record
AUGUCAAAAAAAGGACGUAGCAAGGGCGAGAAGCCUGAGGCACUGAUUGUUGCCCUGCAGGCUGCCAAUGAAGAGCUCAGGACCAAGCUAACAGACAUUCAAAUCGAGCUGCAUCAGGAGAAAUCGAAGGUCAGCAAACUUGAAAGAGAAAAGAUUCAAGAAACUAAGCGGAUCAGAGAAUUGGAGCAACGCAAGCAGACCGUGCAGAUCACUGAACUUAAAGCCAAACUCCAUGAGGAGAAAAUGAAAGAGCUGCAGGCAGUGCGGGAGAACCUAAUCAAACAACACGAGCAGGAAAUUACUCGGACGGUUAAAGUCAGAGACAGUGAAAUCCAGCGCCUCAAGUCAGCACUGUACGCUUUGCGGGAUGGGAGCAGUGACAAAGUAAGGACAGCGCUGACCAUUGAGGCUCGUGAAGAGGCCAGGAAACAGUUUGACUCCGAGCGCCUUAAACUUUUGCAGGAAAUUACUGAACUAAAAUCUGCCAAAAAGCAGGUGGACGAGGCCCUUACCAACAUGAUCCAGGCUGAUAAGAUCAAGGCGGGUGAUCUUCGGAGUGAGCAUCAGUCCCAUCAGGAAGCCAUCUCUAAGAUCAAAUGGGAGAGUGAAAGGGAUAUUCGCAGACUGAUGGAUGAAAUCAAGGCUAAAGACAGAAUCAUCUUUUCCUUGGAGAAAGAACUGGAGACCCAGACAGGCUAUGUACAGAAGCUCCAGCUGCAGAAGGAGGCUCUGGAUGAACAGCUCUUCUUAGUGAAGGAGGCGGAGUGUAACAUGAGCAGUCCCAAACGAGAGAUCCCAGGAAGAGCAGGAGAUGGGUCAGAGCACUGUAGCAGUCCUGAUUUACGAAGAAAUCAGAAGAGGAUGGCAGAGCUGAAUGCCACUAUCCGGAAGUUGGAGGACAGGAACACACUGCUUGUAGAUGAACGAAAUGAACUGUUGAAACGUGUUCGAGAAGCUGAAAAACAAUGCAAACCUCUCCUUGAAAGGAACAAGUGCCUCACCAAGAGAAACGAUGAACUGAUGCAGUCUUUGCAGCGCAUGGAGGAGAAACUCAAAGCAAUCACAAAAGAAAAUGUAGAAAUGAGAGAAAAAAUGACAUCACACCCUCCAUUGAAGAAAUUAAAAUCUCUCAAUGACUUAGAUCAAGCUAACGAAGAGCAAGAAACUGAGUUUUUAAAGCUUCAAGUUAUAGAACAACAGAACAUAAUUGAUGAGUUAACAAGGGAUAGGGAAAAGCUGAUUCGUCGCAGGAAGCAUAAAAGAAGUUCAAAGCCAAUUAAGAGACAUAUAGUCGAUACUGUUUUUGGCUACGAUGAUGACUCCAUGGACUCUGAAACCUCAUCCAUGGCCUCGUUCAGAACAGACAGAACACCAGCAACCCCAGACGAUGACCUGGAUGAGAGUUUAGCAGCAGAAGAAUCAGAGCUGCGAUUUCGACAGCUAACAAAGGAAUACCAGGCCCUGCAGAGGGCAUAUGCAUUACUGCAGGAGCAGACUGGAGGCAUCAUAGAUGCUGAAAGAGAAGCCAAGGCACAGGAGCAGCUCCAAGCAGAAGUCCAGAGGUAUAAAGCAAAAAUAGAAGAUCUGGAAACAACUUUGGCACAAAAAGGACAGGAUUCCCACUGGGUAGAAGAUAAACAGCUUUUCAUUAAGAGGAACCAGGAGCUUUUGGAAAAGAUAGAAAAACAGGAGGCAGACAACAGCCGAUUGCAACAGGAGCUGCAGGAUGCCAGAGACCAGAAUGAACUGCUGGAGUUCCGGAAUCUAGAGCUUGAAGAAAGAGAAAGACGGUCCCCACCAUUUAAUCUCCAAAUCCACCCAUUCUCAGAUGGUGUAAGCGCUCUGCAGAUCUACUGUAUGAAAGAAGGUGUCAAGGAUGUCAGCAUUCCAGACCUCAUAAAGCAGUUAGACAUCUUGGGUGACAAUGGGAAUUUAAGAAAUGAAGAGCAAGUGGCUAUCAUUCAAGCUAGCACUGUGUUAUCCUUGGCAGAAAAGUGGAUCCAGCAGAUUGAAGGGGCUGAAGCAGCUCUACACCAGAAGAUGAUGGAACUGGAAAGUGACAUGGAGCAGUUUUGCAAAAUAAAAGGUUAUUUGGAGGAAGAAUUAGACUACAGGAAGCAAGCUCUUGACCAAGCAUAUAUGAGAAUCCAGGAGCUUGAAGCUACCUUGUACAAUGCUUUGCAGCAAGAAACGGUGAUAAAGUUUGGGGAACUGCUAAGUGAAAAGCAACAGGAGGAGCUGAGGACAGCCGUAGAAAAGUUAAGACGGCAGAUGCUGAGGAAAAGCAGAGAAUACGACUGCCAGAUUCUUCAGGAGAGGAUGGAGCUGCUACAGCAGGCACAUCAGAGGAUCCGAGAUUUAGAAGAUAAAACUGAUGUCCAGAAGAGACAGAUCAAGGACCUAGAGGAAAAGUUUCUGUUUCUAUUCUUGUUCUUCUCUCUUGCCUUUAUUCUUUGGCCUUGA